GGCGGAAAUGUGUUUUUUGGUUAUUAUAAGCCUUACAGAGUUUGAGAUUCAACUCGUGCAUUGUAACCUGGCUCCUCCAACUUAUUGAUGCUAAGUAAAGGAAUUGAUGUGAAAGAGUAAAUUCUUUCUUCUUGAAACAAAACGCAAAUCAAUCUUAAAGUUAUUUGGAACAAUGUCGACUUACAUCACCAUCAUCAUAUCUUAGAAAAUGUACAGUAAUAUUAUGGAAAAUCGAUUGGUCUUGAUAAGUAUUGCGCUGGUAACUUUAGCGUCGCUAACGGCCGGUUGUUCGUCGCGUACUCUACCAAAACCCCGACCGACAACGAGUAUACCGACAAGCACUAUGUCGACACCAAGGCCGAAUAUUACAUUUCCUAUAUUUAAUUGUCCGCCAACGUAUGCGGCCUGGUAUUGCUUAAAUGACGCGACUUGCUUCACAGUCGAGAUACACAAUGAAAUUUUAUAUAAUUGCGAAUGUGCGAAUGGCUUUAUGGGACCGCGUUGCGAAUAUAAAGAAAUCGACGGCAGCUAUUUACCGACACGUCAACGUGCAAUGCUUCAAAAAGCAAGCAUAGCAAGUGGUGCCACCUUGGCUUUACUCUUUAUGCUAAUACUUUGCCUAUCCUUAUAUAUAAGGCAUGAAAAUCAACAGAAAAUGAAACUGAACGAAAGUUCAAAUUUGUCACACGAAAAUCCCGGCCUCGAUGAAAUUGAUGGCAUAACGAAAAUAGCUGCAAUGCGCCCAUUCGGACCCCAUCAUUAUCAAAUUUUGCCAUUGGCCUCAGCAUUCAAGCGGUAAAAUCUUUAACGAUAACGAAGCACUUUGCAGUGUUAUAUGGAGCAGGCAGGCAGCUGUUACCUUAAGAUCAUUUUAUUUCAAAUAUAUUAUAUAUUUAUUUAAAAUAAGUAUUUUUUUUUUAACUUU
Molecule: messenger RNA, 925 nt
Organism: Glossina fuscipes
Lineage: Eukaryota; Metazoa; Arthropoda; Insecta; Diptera; Glossinidae
Product: protein spitz
Exons: 3
Coding region: 209-799 (196 amino acids)
Biological process (GO): epidermal growth factor receptor signaling pathway
Molecular function (GO): receptor ligand activity; epidermal growth factor receptor binding
Source: RefSeq, a predicted model, not a curated record